CUGAAUUUAUGAUUGGCCUCCGGUUUUUAAUCCCGCAUGAGGGGGUGGAGCCCCCGGUGAGAGGAGAGUGAAAAGCUCUUUAACCAGAGACUUUGAGCAGAGCAGCUUCUCUACAGCUCUUUUACUUCCGACAGAGAGUUACGCAACGAGCGGGAAAGAUGGCGAGCUCUUUCACACGUCUGAUCUCUGGCCGCAACAAGGCUGUGCUGUUGGCCAGCUUGGGCGCGGGAACGAUGGCGACCGGCUUCUUGUUGAGCGACAGCUCCCUGGCUGCUGAGACCAGGAAGAAGCUUUAUCCCCCCAGCUCUGACUUCCCUGACCUGAGGAAACACAACAACUGCAUGGCCGCGGCUCUGACUCCGGCCAUUUACGCCAAACUGAGAGACAAGGUGACCCCCAACAACUGGACCCUGGACCAGUGCAUCCAAACCGGAGUCGACAACCCCGGACACCCCUUCAUCAAGACAGUGGGCUGCGUGGCUGGCGACGAGGAGAGCUACGAGGUGUUUGGCGAGCUCUUUGACCCCGUCAUCAAAGACAGGCACAACGGCUACGACCCCAGAACCAUGACACACCCCACUGACCUGGAUUCCUCCAAGCUGAGCCACGCCAUGUUCGAUGAGCAUUACGUUCUUUCCUCCCGUGUCCGAACCGGCCGCAGUAUCCGCGGGCUGAGCCUCCCCCCGGCCUGUUCGAGGGCCGAGCGCCGCGAGGUGGAGCGGGUGGUGGUGACGGCCCUGGCCGGCCUGAAGGGAGACCUGGCUGGACAUUACUACAGCCUGGGAGACAUGACGGACAAGGAGCAGCAGCAGCUCAUUGAUGACCACUUCUUGUUUGACAAGCCUGUCUCUCCGUUGUUGACAUGUGCCUUUAUGGCCCGAGACUGGCCAGACGCCAGGGGCAUCUGGCACAACAACGAGAAGACCUUCCUGAUCUGGGUGAACGAGGAGGACCACACCAGAGUCAUCUCCAUGGAGAAGGGAGGCAACAUGAAGAGGGUGUUUGAGAGGUUCUGCAGAGGACUCAAGCAGGUGGAGCAUCUGAUCCAGGAGAGAGGCUGGGAGUUCAUGUGGAACGAGCGUCUGGGCUACGUCCUCACAUGUCCCUCCAACUUGGGCACCGGCCUCAGGGCGGGUGUGCAUGUACGCCUGCCAAAGCUCAGCAAGGACUCACGAUUCUCCAAGAUCCUGGACAACCUGCGGCUGCAGAAGAGAGGCACAGGAGGAGUGGACACCGCCGCCACCGGAGACACCUUCGACAUUUCCAACAACGACCGUCUGGGCAAGUCUGAGGUGGAGCUGGUGCAGCUGCUGGUCGACGGAGUCAACUACCUGAUUGAGUGUGAGAAGAGGCUGGAGAAGGGCCAGGACAUCAAAGUCCCGGCUCCCAUCACUCAGUUCAGGAAGUAAAGAGCUGGACUCAUGAUGCCGUCAGCGUUGGCAGGAGGUCAGCUCUCUGCUCGCUCGCUCCCUCCCAAACCGAGCCCCCGGAGAAAACCUCAGAACGACGUCGGUCCGCCGCCACAGAGGAGGCUGCUUCUUCACACCUCCCUCACUAAGAUUUCAAAUCUUUAGUGUAGCCUAAACUUAGACAUGGUCUGCUGUUAGGGGAAAAUUCUACCUCAAGUUAAGGUCUUCGCUGUAACCCUGACUCCAAUAAAGCCGACAGUAUUGAACAGUU
Seriola aureovittata is the source of this 1680-nucleotide messenger RNA. RefSeq names its product creatine kinase, mitochondrial 2a (sarcomeric) (gene ckmt2a). The transcript is spliced from 10 exons. Gene Ontology annotation, molecular function: creatine kinase activity. The record is from RefSeq and is a predicted model, not a curated record. Gene Ontology annotation, biological process: phosphocreatine biosynthetic process. Bases 159 to 1409 code for a protein of 416 amino acids. Gene Ontology annotation, cellular component: mitochondrion. Lineage: Eukaryota; Metazoa; Chordata; Actinopteri; Carangiformes; Carangidae.